AUGGCUUUCGAAAUCCUUUUGGCAGAAGCAAAUGAUGCAGCCCAAUUUGCCGACGUGUUCAUAGCUGCCUUCGACGACGAAUUCAACCGGACCAUGUUCCCUCACACGCCCGAGAUACGAGACUGGCUUAUCGCCGAGUUUUUCGGCGCGGGCAUGGCGCGGUCAAUCGCGGGCCAGGGAUACGAGAGCUUUAUCAAAGUGGUCAAAGCCUCCGAUCCAGCCGCGAUCGUGGCGUUCGCAAAGUGGAAACGUCCCGUGUCUGCAGAUCAUGACUCGCGCGCGCAUGAAGACGCAGAGGAAGACAAGAUGGAUUUUCCCAAGGAGUGUGAUGCGGAGCUAUGCGGGCGGUUUCUCGAAGCCAUGGAUGUGCAGCACGAAAAGUGGAUGGGCGAACGGCCUCACUACUAUCUGGAUUUGCUGGGUGUUCACCCCGCAUAUCAAGGUAAGGGCUUGGCAACGAAGUUGUUACAAUGGGGCAUCUCACGCGCUGAUGAGAGUCGAGUGGAAGUGUAUCUUUCUGCCUCGCCGCAAGGGAAGCCCCUGUACGAGAAGUAUGGGUUUCAAAGUUUGGGCUCAAUUAAUCCAUUUCCCGGAUAUGAGCAAGUCAGUAUGGUGCGGCCUGCCAGAAAUGAUUAA
Messenger RNA from Penicillium lagena, 636 nucleotides. RefSeq names its product GNAT family N-acetyltransferase. Lineage: Eukaryota; Fungi; Ascomycota; Eurotiomycetes; Eurotiales; Aspergillaceae. The transcript is spliced from 2 exons. The record is from RefSeq and is a predicted model, not a curated record. Bases 1 to 636 code for a protein of 211 amino acids. Gene Ontology annotation, molecular function: acyltransferase activity, transferring groups other than amino-acyl groups.